CGAUAGAGGGACAAAACAAACGUAUGACGACUGAGCCAUGGCAUUCAUUCGAUUGGACACUUGAAUUCCUUUCAAGAAAUAUUAUAUUUUUGUGUGUCAACUGUAAAGCAUGAAGGCUUGGUGCGGUGUUUUUAAUUACCACUCUGUUCCUUCUCGGUCCAGUUAUGCUCCCGUGAAAUGUUAUUUUAAGGAAUUUUCGUAGACUCUAGAAGUUUAUACUCUGAUUGCAGCUAAUUCGUAAAGCGUUAGCUUAUUAUUUAGAGGAAAUGCAAGUGUUCUCCAAAUAGAAACGCAACAUAAUAGAACAGGUUCUCGGUUAUUUGGAAACCAUCGACAGAAGCGAUUCGCUGGCUCGUGUCGUUUCUUCCACCGUUGGCAUGUACCAUACACGUGUAUCAACAUCGUGGACCCCUCCUCUUCCACAAAACUAUCACUACCCGAAGAUCAUCUUCCCAAGUAAAAGCCGCGUGCUAACCGAGUGUGGCCACAGACAGCAUCAUGAGCUUGGUAACGCUAGCCUUUUUACUGGCGACCGCGUCGAUCACCUUGACGAGGUGUCAGGACGCAGACAUCGCCCUGAAAAGCUUGAACGUCACGCAGCAACCAAUCAAAAUCGACAAAAAUCUUCGGCAAGCUCUUCUGAAGGCCCUGUCCGAACUGGAGGCCGAAUCUGCCGAACAGCACAGAAACGAAAAAGAAUCCCUCGCCGAAAGAGAUGUCGGCAACACCGAUGGCGUAUCGAAGAAGAACCUGAACAACGAGCUCGGUGUACAGAAAUCCAUGUACUCGUUCCAUGGGUUCCCUACGGACGACGAGAUACCAUCCGAGGACAAGCUACAGAACUCCAGCUUCGUCGACGCGGUUCGCUACGUGACCCUGAAGACACCUUCGAUGAACAUCGAGAAGGCUGGUCGAGAUGACGCGAGGAGCUUCCACGUUCAGAACGUGAUACUGUCCGAGAAGAGUGCCCCGGCGUUCGGUGCUAAAACGGAACCCAAGCUGGAGCAGAAAGCGUCGAAAGCUCCGCAGACCUCCGACACUUUCACCGUGAACAAGGUGGAGAGCCUGACGUUGAGGCCAGCCACGGAGAUCUCGGAGAGUCUCACAGGAAGCGCCAGCACAGGCAUCGCAACAGCGAACGCGCUGGUCGGUCAGAAAUCGGUGGAAUCGGUCCCGGCGAUCGCGACGAACGGCAACGUAACCGCUCCCGGCGACUCGAAAGACAAGACGGAGGAGGUGAAAAUCUUCCAAGCGCCUCUGGUAGCCGCGUUCACCGUCCAACAGGACGAACAGGGCGUGCCAAAGAGCGUCGUGCCUAUCUUCCGAUCGCCGAACGAUGGGCAAGCGUUGACGCUUCAAGAGCAAUUGGAAUUCAAACAGCAGCUGCUGGAGAAGCAGCUGGCGGAGCUGCAGCAGCAACAGGUCCAGCAGACGCAGUUCCUGGUGAGGCAGCAGCAGCUCUACGAGCAACAGCUCAGACAGAAGCAACAACAACAGUACUAUUUCCAGGAACAAUCCAGAAUCAAACAGCUGGAGGAGCAAGCUAGAUUGAAACGACUCGAGGAGCAGCGUUUCAAGCAGCUCGAGGAACAGAGACUGAAUCGAUUCCAACAGCAACGUCCUCUUCCGCAGAAGCAGUUCUUCUUCGACCAAAGCAACAAUCUUCUGUCGUUCCAACCACCCAUCGACCAGAAUGUUCAUCUCCAACCUAGCCUGGCCUUGGAGGUGCCUAAUCCCGCCGCACCUCCAGCCUUCCAACCAGCGUUCCAAGAACAGAUACGCUUGCAACCCUUCCGUCAGCAACCACAGAACUACCAACAGCAACAACCGCUCCAGCAACAACCGCUCCAGCAACAACAGCAGCAAUUGCACCAACCGCAACAGCAGCAGCAGAUACCUCAGGCACAACAGUCGCAACAUCUGCACCAGUCUCAGCAGCAGCAGCAACAUCAUCAACGACUCCAACAGAGCUUCCCCACUUUUCCCGUCGAUUUCCAGCCCUCGUUCCCCUCGACGACGAGAUUCAACAGACAGGAGGCCUUCAACGCGGUUGGCAAUUUCGGAUUCAACGCCGACAAAGCCCCCAGCAGAAACAACUUCGGAUUCAGCGUUCCUCAACGUACCAACUAUUACAAUCCUUACACCCAGUAUAGACAAACGAAGCCGGCGACGCCCGCCAAGCAGAUCCAACAUCUUCUGUACCAGUCCGGUAUCGCCGGAGAUCUAGGCAACGUGCAAGGCACCGGGAACCAAGAGGAUCUGAAUAUCGUCUCCAAAGUCCUGGCUCUGAACGUGGGCCACGUGCCCAUCAAGGGCCUCCAGUACAAGACGAACUCGGGGACCGUCUCAUUCGGGAAAGCAUCGGCGUGAAGAAAGAAGUGGAACCGGUGGCAGACGAGCCAUGCAAAUGCAGGACGAUAUUAGUCAGGUGAAAUCGAGCUCUCACUUUUUCCUCCUUCGUUUCUCCGUUCGUCUUCCUCGUCUUCGAUUCGACGCGUCCCGGCGAGUAACCCUUCGCGCAGACGUAUCAGGAUGAUCGAGAAAAUAUCUUGCAUUGUUCGUUCGUUAUUAACGGUCUCCUUUUCGUCUCCUUCGGAUUCCAAAGGUCAACAGGGUCUUCCGAUUCUUGAGACAGUAAAUUUCACCUGUGCGAUCAUCCACAAGUCUGGGACCUAGUUAGAAUUCUAGUAGAAGCCGGCUCAAAGCUACGUUAACUCAUAUUUAUGUUUCGCUUUCAACAUCGACGAAUUCCACUGUUGCGUUUCCUUGGCUGAAUAAUUAUCAGACAUUCGAAAAACCGACGUAACGCUUUUUAUGUGACAUUCGUAAAAAUCAGUGGAGAAGAAGGCAGUUGCAAUAAGACAAGACGAAGAGAUUUGUACACCUAACGCAAUCACGGCAUCCGUUAUUUGUUAUAUAGUAUUUAUAUAACCGCGUUUAGCACCAACCGCUGAAUGGGGAUGAAGAGAUGCGCGAUCUCUCCUAAUUAGUGAUUCAAUUACUGGCUCGAAUCCGUUAUCGUGACGGUGGAAGUCUAAACGGCAGUUUGACUCGAUGCAACGCAACUCGACGGUUAUUGUAAUCGGCACGCUGGAAUCUCGAACAAUCCCGAGUGAAAUCGAACCGAAAUCUACGCGCGAUUGCGCGGAAAUUUGCGUGGGAUCCCGACGAUUCCCGAAGAAAAACGCGACUUUCCACGCGCUCCUCGCAACGAGGAAGUCCUUAACGGCUCGUAAUGAUAUUAAUUACGAUUGAGAAUGUUUGCGACUGGAGUCCGCCCGUUUGCACCGGUUGUCUUCGAAUUACGUAACGCUUGAACCGUAUUACGACAUAUUUUCUGUAUAUAAUCGCGCGAUCCUCGCAUUUCUAUCGUCAAUCGCGCUUUUGUUUCUCCUUUACUUUCCGCGUUGUUCUCGUUGCAUCGAUUAGCGAGGUAACAUUAGAUUGUCCAAAAAGUUUCUUUCGCUUUAGUGAUACAUGGACGAUAGUUUAUGUUUUAUGUUACAUUACCGAAUCGUGCACGAUUCAUUUUGCUCCAUUACUGUUACAACAUGAAUAUCUAUGAAAUUAGAUUGUCUAUUUAUAGAAACACGACCACGUCAAAUAAUUGAGUGCAACUCGCGAAAGAAACUUUCGGGACAACCUGACGUAUGAUAGCGUACCAGUCGUAAAACCAAAUGUAAACGUCUUAGCGUUUCAUGAAUCGAAAAUGAUUAAUUUUUCCCUAUCCGCGUUUCUUAACACUAACUCCAGAUGAUAUCUUUUCUAGGUCCUGACCUCGGCUCUUUUCACUUUUACUCUUUUAUCUAACAAGAAGACGUCGCAUCUAUGAGGUUGUAGAUUUACACGACGAUUUAGACGUUUAUUCUAUAGAUACGAAACAUCGUAUCCCUCGAAGCUUUUGUGCCAUUGUGCUUCAGUUUUUAUAAUAUUAAUCGUCAAAGUUCAUAAAGUUUCGUUACGUAGUUACUAUAUAAAUAAACAUUCGAUCACAAAACAAAUCCAACGAAUUCGUAAAAUGAUUAUCUUGUCGUCUAAUUCUGAAUUCUGUAUGUAUAUUCAUAGAAACUUCGACGAUAAUUACUAUUAUCAAAACCAAGACCCGAUAGCACAAAAUUUUCGAGGAUUACGUUUAUUAAUGUUUAUUAUUCAUACAAUAAAGUCUAAAACCCGAUAGAUGUAAUGUGUCAUCUUGCAAGGAAAAUGCCUUCUCAUUAUUCGAUAAUAAUAUCUAUAAUAAUACCUUGCCCAACCUAAUAGCGAUCGAGAUGUUCGAUCAGUGAAAUGUUAGGCCAUUUCUGAUUCUAUCAGUGGUCCCAAUUCGUUCCCGGUAUCCCACAGGAUAAGGGAUGACGAUGAGCGUGCGUGCGAGCCACGGUUAUCCAAAGUCCAAAGUCAGAAUUUCUGUCCAAGUUCGAACGAAUCUCGUCAGGUCGUCGCGUUGAAGCCUCGCCUUCCUCAGCGGACGACUCGAAGGACAACAGACGACAGCACCGCGUUAUACCUGGUGCCUUGAACCAGCCUUGGCCCCGCUGACUAUUAAUUAUUUAUCUAGAUGUACGUGUAGAACCAGCUAGAAACGGGACGUCGCGCUACCAGGAAUUCAACUCUCCCGAGAUCAAGGGUCUCGCAGAACCGUGUAUCCGGCCACGCUUCGAGAUUGAAAAUACCUCUGCCGACUGUAAAUAAACUUUCGCCACGAGGAUACCUCACGAUACCACCGAGGAAGGCUCGCCGUGUGUGUGAGUAUGCGCACGUCCUCAAUUUCACGAACGUUUGGCAUAGAUUCGUGAUUUCUCUCCGACGAAUCCUCUCAAAGGGUAAAUCGUUAUUGAUACAAAAGCAUAACAUAACGCUUUGCUAACUGUACACUCUUCGAAUCGUGAACUACAUACGAUAACGUACCUUAAAGCGAGUCUUUAGGAGAUCUUUCAGGUUUGUAAAGCGUUAACGUCCACUGGAAUGUUCGUUAUAUACGUUCGCGCGACCCUCCAGAGCCCUUUCUUUUUAAUUUCAAGUGCGUAAACAGGAGAACCUGGGAAAGUUGUAAUACGAUAGCCACACGCGGCGAUUUCUAAAUGUGUGUUAAGACUUAAACUUACGUUACGAAUUAAUAUAACAUUAGGGUACGUAGAUGAUAUGUUAGACGUAAUCGACAAGUUUUGCUUGUAAUUUAUCUGACGCCAAACUGUAUGAACUUUGUAAAGAUGUUAAUAAACUAAUUCGUUGUAGAAAAUACA
Molecule: messenger RNA, 5240 nt
Organism: Hylaeus anthracinus
Lineage: Eukaryota; Metazoa; Arthropoda; Insecta; Hymenoptera; Colletidae
Product: transcription factor sma-9-like
Exons: 3
Coding region: 499-2370 (623 amino acids)
Source: RefSeq, a predicted model, not a curated record